Liolophura sinensis is the source of this 1023-nucleotide messenger RNA. Its product is annotated as protein KTI12 homolog. Bases 172 to 999 code for a protein of 275 amino acids. NCBI's taxonomy places the organism in Eukaryota, Metazoa, Mollusca, Polyplacophora, Chitonida, Chitonidae. The transcript has 9 exons. The record is from RefSeq and is a predicted model, not a curated record.
CUAUUAACUCUCCAUUAUUCGGUUUGCCUCGAUUGUCCUAUAAAAGCCUAACUCAACCGGCUUGAAACUGGCGAGUAUUUCCAACUCAGGGAGAAAUCGAAAGUGAGAUGCUGUCGAAGUAAUGAAACUUUGAGCUUGAGAAGCUGUGUUACAAUUUGAACAUCUGUGAUCAUGCCGCUUGUAAUUAUGUGUGGAUACCCAAGUAGUGGGAAGACAACUCGAUGCGAGGAGCUAGCGAACUUCUUUCGAGAAGAGAUGAAAAAAAAUGUGGAAAUUGUCAGCGAUCAAAAUAUCGGCCUAAAUAAGAAUGAUGUUUACUCAGAUACCAGGAAGGAGAAGGAUGCUCGAGGAACUCUAAAGGCUGCUGCCCAAAGGAAAUUGACUCGAGAUAAUGUUGUUAUAUUGGACUCUCUUAACUAUAUUAAAGGAUUCCGGUAUGAAUUGUUCUGUAUGUCUAAAUCUGCAAACACUACCCAGUGUGUGAUACAUUGUGAUACUAACAAGGAUGAAUCUAAAAAGUGGAAUGAGCAGAGAAGUGAAGAGGACCGGUACAGAGAGACCCUAUUUGAUGAAUUAACGAUGAGAUUUGAGCCCCCAAACCCCCAGCAGAGAUGGGACAGUCCAUUGUUUCUGGUUCAGGUGGGGGACAGGCUACCAGUACAACAAAUAGAGCAGGCACUAUUCCAGCGGAAGGCUCCACCUCCUAAUAUGUCUACACAGUCUCAACCAUUGUCAUCUACCAACUUCCUAUAUGAACUCGACAGAAUAACACAAGAGACUGUAACAACAAUAUUAAAUCAACAAAAGACGAUGGUUCCUGGUGAUAAGAUCGUAGUGCCAGGUGUCCAAGACAAACUGGAUUAUGUUCGACCCUUCACGUUGAUGGAGUUACAGCGCUACAAGAGGCAGUUCAUCACUUACACAAAAAUGCACCCGGUUGACGACGUUUCAAAAAUUUCAAACCUCUUUGUUCAGUAUUUGCAGAGUAGUAUUAAAUAAAUUAAAUUUUAACGGCUUAGUAAU